CGUAGUGGCCGCCUUUCAUCCGGUACACGCGGUCGAGGUCCGUCGUGACAAACGUCGAGUAGUUAACAAAUUGAGUCCUAAAUUUUCUACGUAGAUUACCCGGAUUCUGCACGAGAGUGUAUGGUGUGAAAUUGACUGUAUUCGUGCGAGAAAAUGGCGCGAUAUGGACAGAGACCUGAAAAUGCCCUAAAAAGGGCGAAUGAAUUCAUCGAAGUAGGCAAACCAGCUCGAGCAUUAGAUACAUUGCAAGAAGUCUUCCGGAAUAAAAAAUGGACGUACAACUGGUCAGAGUCUGUAUUGGAACCUAUAAUGUUCAAAUACCUAGAUCUUUGCGUAGAACUGAAGAAAUCACACAUAGCAAAGGAGGGCCUAUUUCAGUAUCGAAAUAUGUUCCAAUCUGUAAAUGUUGGAAGUUUAGAAAACGUUAUUCGUGGAUAUUUACGUAUGGCAGAAGAAAAGACAAAUCAGGCACGGAAACAAAGUCAACAAGCUGUCAUAGAUAUAGAUGAUUUGGAUAAUUUAGCUACACCUGAAAGUAUUUUGUUGUCUGCAGUCAGUGGGGAAGAUGCACAAGACAGAAGCGAUCGUACCAUUCUGACACCAUGGGUGAAAUUUUUAUGGGAAUCAUACUGUCAGUGUUUGGAGUUACUCAGAACUAAUGCCCAUGUAGAGACGCUUUAUCAUGAUAUUGCUCGCAUGGCCUUCCAGUUUUGUCUCGAGUACAAUCGUAAGACUGAGUUUCGCAAGCUAUGUGAAAAAUUGCGUAAACAUUUAGAAGAAAUUUGUAAAUUACCAGCCCUUGUUUCUAACGUUUCUAUGAACAGAGCUGAAACGCAACAACUGAACUUGGAAACGCGUUUGAAUCAACUCGAUUCCGCUAUUCAAAUGGAGUUGUGGCAAGAAGCCUUCAAGUCCUCCGAGGACGUUCACGGUAUGAUGAACUUAUCCAAAAAACUCCCGGUACCAAAAACCAUGGCCAAUUAUUAUCAGAAAUUGGCCAUGGUUUUCUGGAAAGCAGGAAAUUACCUUUUCCACGCUGCCGCGUUGUUUAAGUUGCUGCAGCUCUCCCGUGAAAUGAAAAAGAACAUGUCCUUGGAGGAACAGCAGAGAAUGGCAAAUCGUGUUUUGUUGGCUACGUUAUCUAUUCCACUGCCAUCAGCUCACCCCGAGUUCGACCGUUUUAUCGAAACGGACAAGAGUCCAUUGGAAAAGGCUCAAAAACUCGCGACACUUUUAGGACUCACGCAACCACCCACGAGAGUUUCGUUGCUUAAAGAUAUCGUUCGCUUGAACAUCGUCAAUUUAGCAUCUCCCCAAUUACAAGAGCUAUACUCUUGGUUAGAGGUUGAGUUCCAUCCUUUGGAGUUGUGCAGUCGAGUAGAUUCUGUUAUCCGGACGUUACAGGCGGAGGAGAACAACCCUUUGGUUCAGUAUAUUCCAGCCUUGCAAGAUGUAACACUGGUACGUUUGGUUCACCAGAUAUCACAAGUUUAUCAGACCAUACAAUUCGCCAGACUACUGGAACUCGCCAAAUUUACGACAGAUUUUCACCUGGAACGUCUGUUGGUAGACUGCGUGCGUUAUAACGACAUGCAAAUAAGGAUCAAUCACGGAAAGAAAUGCGUGCACUUUGGGGUUGACCUAUCCGAAGCCCAAAGAGAAGAUCAUCCUGAUGGUCCUGUAUUGCAAGCUAUGCCUUCUGAACAAAUUCGUUGUCAACUUGUAAAUAUGGCCACUGUACUGCAUCGUGCGAUUAACAUCAUCAAUCCGAACAAGAAGAAGAUGGAACGAGAGAAACUUCGUGCUGCCAUGGUGAACCAUUACCACGAGACCAAGAUGAAAGAGCACCAGAGAAUCUUAGGAAGGCACAAGAUCAUAGAGGAACGAAAGGAGUACAUCGAACACAUCAACACAGUCCGCGAGGAAGAGGAGAUGCGACGACAGGAAGAAUUGCAAAGGCAGCAGAUGUUAGCGGAACAGAAGAGGUUGGAACAAGAAAGAGAAGAGCGGGAGAGGAAACGGCAACAGAGCGAGAUCCAACAGAUCAAGGAUCGUCAUUUGAAGGAGAAGAUGCAGCAGAUUUCUCAAACUAGUCAUGGUCAAAAGGUGUUGAAGAAGUUAGACGAGGACGAGAUCAAAAAAUUAGACGCUGAACAAAUAGCGGCCAGGGAAGCCGAAGAGUUGCAGAAGGAGCGCAGAGAGAUGCAACAGAAAUUGAAGUCGCAAGAAAAGAAGAUCGACUACUUGGAACGUGCCAAGCGUUUAGAAGAAAUACCGUUGCUGGAGAAAGCGGUCGAAGAAAAGAUGGAGUUGGCUAAGCAGCGUUGGGAGCAACAGGAAGCUGAACGAAUCGCUGCUGCCAUCGAGGAGAGACAGCAGGCUGUCGCGACGAGGGAACGUAUGGCGAGAAUGAAAGAGGAUCACGAUAGUUUCUUAGCGAAGAUUCUGGCCGAACGUAAGAAUAUUUAUUUGGAGAAAUUGAAGGAGUUCGAGAAAAUCCUGAACGAAGAAAGGGCUAGUAGAUUGCUGAAACGUAAAAUGGAGCGUAAGGCAGAACGCAAAGCGAAAUGGGAAAAAGAACGCGCUGAAGCUAUCGAAAGAAGACGUCAAGAAGAGCUACGCAUCAAACAGGAAGAGGAGAAACGGCGACUGGAAGAAGAGAGGGCCAAGAGAGAAGAAGAAGAGAGAAUAAGGCGCGCAGAAGAAGAGGCGAAGGAAGCUGAACGUUUGGCCAAGAUCGAAAGACAGGCAGAAAUCACUAGAGCCAGAGAAGCUGAGAUCGAGCGGAAGCUGGAGGAAGAAAGACAAAGAGAAAAAGAAAUGUCAGAUACGUGGAGACGCGGUACCGAACCCCGCCAUCGUGUCCAAGACAAACCAAUGGAAAUGUCUUGGCGUCGUCCUAUGGACAUAAAAGACGACGGUAACAAAGACGAUUCUUCGCGCUGGAAGAGACGCGAGACUUCGGAUAAAUGGCGAAAGGACGACGACAAACCGAAGAAGGAUACCGCUGAUAGAUGGAGGAGAGACGACUAUGACAACAAAGACGAUACAAGAGACAGAGAUAGGGAUAGAAUAGAUAAAGAUCGUGGAAUGGAUGGACGUUCGGUAAAUAUGCGUGACGUUUUACGCGAUUCAACGUCGGACGGCUCUCGCGGUAGUCGUGGCAGGAUGCCUGAUCGUAGAACUCAUCGUCGCGAAGACACUAUGCGUAACAGCGGUGCUCAAAACUGGCGCGACAAAACCGAUACAAUACAAAAUUCUCCUAGGGAUCUACCAAGACGCGAUGAUAAACGAGACGAACUGAAAGAAGAUAGACUUCCACCGAAACAGGAGGAAAGAAGACGACCUCCAGAGGAUGAUGGUUGGUCGCAGGUGAGUCGGCGUUAACAUAGGACUGGAAAGUUACCAAUAGAGGCAAUGUUUAUUAUCCUUCGAGAACUGUGCAUAAUAUGCAGUUAGACUUUUGCCUGGAACUAUCGAUGGGCCCAACUCUACUGUUUUGUGCACCGUUUCAUUUUUCUCCGAUAUACUCGUACAACAGAUCAAUGAUACAGCACAAAGACGGUGGGUCGUAGCCAAUUCACACGUAUCAUACAAAGGAAAUAAAAUAAUCGGAAUGUAAUGUUACAACCGGAAACGACAACAUUCAGUUUUUAUGAUUUUUCUAUGGUAUUCAACGAUUUUCUAAAUCAAUCACGCUGCGUUACAUUUAUUGAAUUUGUAAAUAAAACGAAGAAAAACCGCUCUGACAUUAUGUAUAUUUACGAAUUAUUGUAUCGCAUUUCAUGUCAAAUAUGAAUCAAUGUACAGAGCAGAAGAGAUGGUGAAACGAGUGCGAGUGUCAACGAAUUGGUUAGGUCUUCUAACGGCAGAGGUUAAUGGUCUCAAAACGUAAAUAAAGGUCUCUUGUAUCCUAA
This is a messenger RNA of Megachile rotundata (alfalfa leafcutting bee), 3917 nucleotides long. It is a transcript of the gene eIF3a, whose product is annotated as eukaryotic translation initiation factor 3 subunit A. The record is from RefSeq and is a predicted model, not a curated record. Gene Ontology annotation, cellular component: eukaryotic translation initiation factor 3 complex, eIF3e; multi-eIF complex; eukaryotic translation initiation factor 3 complex, eIF3m. Gene Ontology annotation, biological process: formation of cytoplasmic translation initiation complex; translation reinitiation. Gene Ontology annotation, molecular function: mRNA binding; translation initiation factor activity. Lineage: Eukaryota; Metazoa; Arthropoda; Insecta; Hymenoptera; Megachilidae.